This is a messenger RNA of Oldenlandia corymbosa var. corymbosa, 2058 nucleotides long. The record is from the annotation of a GenBank genome assembly. NCBI's taxonomy places the organism in Eukaryota, Viridiplantae, Streptophyta, Magnoliopsida, Gentianales, Rubiaceae.
AUGGAGGUCGCCCAAGGAGGAUCGGAACGAGAGAAAUCGAACUCCGGUUCAUCGGCUCCGGUUUCUGCUGUCGCUAGCUACUGGAAAGAUUUCGAUCUUGAAAAGGAAAGAGCUCUUCUCGAUGAGCAAGGGCUUCGGAUUGCUGAAAAUCAAGAGAACAGUCAGAAAAAUCGUCGAAAGCUUGCUGAGAGUACUAGAGAUUUCAAGAAAGCUUCAAAUGAAGAGAAGCUGAGUCUAUUUAACUCUUUACUAAAGGGUUAUCAAGAAGAAGUUGAUAAUCUCACAAAGAGAGCUAAGUUUGGAGAAAAUUCUUUUCUUACCAUUUAUCAGAAGAUUUAUGAAGCACCAGAUCCUUACCCGGUUCUUGCCUCAAUAGCAGAGAAAGACUUGAAACUUUCUGAAUUAGAGUCCGAGAACCGAAAGAUGAAGGUUGAGCUUGAGGAGUUCCGAACAGAGGCAACUCAUCUGAAAAAUCAACAGGCCACUAUAAGAAGACUUGAAGAGAGAACUCGCCAGUUAGAACAACAGAUGGAAGAAAAAGUAAAAGAAAUUGUGGAGAUCAAGCAACGUAGUUUGGCAGAAGAGAAUCAAAAAAGUUUGGAGGUUUUGAAGGAAAGAGAACGGAUGUUGCAAGAUCAGUUACGUCAGGCACAGGACAGUGUUUCUACUAUGCAAAAAUUACAUGAACUAGCACAGAGCCAGUUGUUUGAAGUCCGUGCACAAUCAGAGGAAGAUAGAGCAGCAAAGCAAUCAGAAGUCAAUCUCUUGAUGGAUGAAAUUGAGCGUGCACAAUCUCGGCUUUUUAGUCUUGAAAGAGAAAAGGGAUUGUUGCGUUCUCAGUUGCAAACAGCUAAUGAAGACAAUGACCAAAAGAAAAGUGAUAAUGUCGACACCAAUAGCAUGCUUGAGAAUUCCCUUAGUGCCAAAGAAAAGAUUAUUUCUGAGUUAAACAUGGAGCUUCAUAGUAUUGAGACCACCUUAUCAAAUGAGAGAGAACAGCACAUCAACGAGAUGAAGCGUUUGAAUGCUAUGCUUAAUGAGAAAGAAACUAAUAUUGAGGAGAUGAAAAGGGAGCUUCAGAUGAGGCCAACAGCAAAAUUGGUCGAGGACUUGCAUAAGAAGAUCAAAAUUUUGCAGGCAGUGGGUUAUAAUUCAAUUGAGGCUGAAGAUUGGGAAGUAGCUACCACUGGAGAAGAGAUGAGUAAACUUGAAUCACUUCUUCUUGAUAAGAACAGGAAAAUGGAGCAUGAACUCACUCAACUCAAGGUCAAGCUUUCUGAAAAGAAAUCAUUGGUGGAGGCAGCUGAAGCCAAAAUCGGAGAGUUAACUGCAAAGGUCGAUGAGCAACAAAAAUUGAUACAGAAGCUAGAGGACGAUAUAUUAAAGGGUUAUAGCUCCAAGGACAACAAAAAGAGCACAUUAUUUGAGGAUUGGGAUUUAUCAGAAUCUGGUGGAACAGAUCCAUCUAAAAAUAUUGAGCAGAGAAAUGUUCCAUCGGAUCAAGAUCAAAGCUCAAUGCUGAAGGUGAUCUGCAACCAACGAGACCGUUUCCGGGCACGGUUGAGAGAGACUGAAGAGGAAUUAAGACAGCUGAAAGAGAAGAUAGGGAUGCUAAAUACUGAACUUGAGAGAACAAAAGCAGAUAACGUGAAACUUUAUGGGAAAAUUCGUUACAUUCAGGACUACAAUUCUGAAAAAGUAAUCUCCCGAGGAUCAAAGAAGUACGCUGAAGAUAUAGAAAGUGGUUUUGGCUCUGAUGUGGAAUCCAAGUAUAAGAAAAUAUAUGAAGAUGACAUAAAUCCUUUUGCAGCAUUCUCAAAAAAGGAAAGAGAUCAGAGGUACAAGGAGCUUGGUUUAAGAGAUAAAAUCACUCUUAGCAGUGGACGGUUCCUUCUUGGUAACAAAUAUGCUCGAACAUUUGCAUUCUUCUAUACGAUCGGGUUGCAUGUAUUAGUGUUUACUUGUCUGUACAGGAUGUCUGCCCUAAGUCACAUGAGCAAUGGGCCUGAGGAAUUCUUGGUCGGAGAUAAAACGCUGAAUCUUCCGCACGCAUUAUAG